This is a messenger RNA of Magallana angulata, 5783 nucleotides long. Its product is annotated as ATPase family AAA domain-containing protein 2-like. Gene Ontology annotation, cellular component: nucleus. Gene Ontology annotation, biological process: positive regulation of transcription by RNA polymerase II. Gene Ontology annotation, molecular function: ATP hydrolysis activity; histone binding; ATP binding. Lineage: Eukaryota; Metazoa; Mollusca; Bivalvia; Ostreida; Ostreidae. The transcript has 24 exons. The record is from RefSeq and is a predicted model, not a curated record. The coding region runs from base 86 to 4306 and encodes 1406 amino acids.
UAUUUGUGAGCGAUGUCAAAUGCUUCUUAAAAGGUGAUACAACGGUGAAAGGGUUCCAUGAAAGUAGGAAAGCAGCCGAAAAGAAAUGGUGAAUACAAGACAUAGAUCGGAAAAUAGCCAAGAAGAAUCUAUUUUACCAUCCGAAAGUUUUAGAAAAAAGGAACAUGUUAGUUACUGCGAAGAAAGCGAUGAAAGCAGUGGUGUUGUAAACUUCUCACCAAGAAGACACAGAAAAUCUUCAAACACCAAAAAUACCAGAGCAAGCAACCGGCGCAGAUUUGUGAUAGAUGAUGACCCCACAGAUGAAGAAAGUGACUUGGAAUCCCAUCAGCAGCCAUCCUCAAAGUCUAUACCUCCUGGUCGAUCAAGUCGGCCAAUCAUGGAAGACAAAGAGGAGGCAGUGGUACGCCGCAGCAGUAGACAAAGGAAGCUACUUUAUGGAACCUUUGACCCCAAGAUCCUAGAUAGGGCUUUGUAUGUGGAUAAACAAAGCUAUGAACACGAUGAGGAGAAUCCAAGGAAGAAGAGAAGAGUGGAGGAAGUUAAUGAUAGUGUACAUAUUGAUAUGGAGGAGAGCAUGUACAGCAGAGUUAAGAGAGUGAGGAAACCUGUGAAGAGAGACAUGUAUGGUAUGCCUGUUCACGAGUCUUCUGAGAGUGAAUCCAGUGAUGAGGAAAAUGAUGAAGAUAAUAAUGAAGAAGAUGAGGGAAACAAUGAGGAAGAAGAGGAGGAGGAGGAAGAAGAAGAGGAAGAUGAAGACAAAAAGUCUGACAAAUCACAAAGACGCUCUUAUUACCUCAGGGAACACAAGCCCAGAACUCAACUGUUUGAAGUACCAAUAGAAGAGAGAAGACGAAGAAAACCCACAAUUUUUGCUGAAACACCAGAUUCACCUGUUAGACGAAAGAAACACUCCCCAGUAUACCGUUCACCAGCACACAGGCGGGUCAAUCUCAGGAGAAAAAGAAGAGCUUUCCAUGGUAGCUCUAGCACCUCCUCCUCAGCAUCUGGUUCCAGCAGUGAUGAGGAGCAUUUCCAGAGAAGGAAAGCCAAGAGUAUGGCAAGGGCUCGUAACCAACUGCUGCCCAUGAACCUAGCAGAUAAGGACAUUGUAGGAACAAUGAAAGACAGGCAGAGAAUUGGAGCCAGUCUGGCAGAUGUUGAUCCAAUGACCAUUGACAAAUCUGUGACAUUUGAGAGUGUAGGAGGUCUGGAUAACCACAUUAGAGCUUUAAAAGAAAUGGUGGUUUUCCCACUCCUCUACUCAGAAGUCUUUGAGAGAUUCAAGAUAACUCCUCCCAGAGGAUGCUUGUUUUAUGGACCACCAGGCACUGGGAAAACUCUGGUAGCAAGAGCUUUGGCCAAUGAGUGUAGCAAGGGAGAUAAGCGAGUGGCCUUCUUCAUGAGGAAAGGUGCUGACUGCUUGAGUAAAUGGGUCGGAGAAUCAGAGAGGCAACUUCGACUUUUGUUUGAUCAAGCCUAUCAGAUGCGACCCUCCAUCAUUUUCUUUGAUGAAAUUGAUGGCCUGGCACCAGUGAGAUCGAGCAGACAGGACCAGAUCCAUAGUUCUAUUGUGUCCACUCUGCUGGCUUUAAUGGAUGGGCUCGACAACAGAGGAGAAAUUAUCGUCAUAGGCGCCACCAACAGGAUAGACUCCAUUGAUCCCGCUCUCAGGAGACCUGGACGAUUUGACAGAGAAUUCAUGUUUUCAUUGCCGUCUAAAAAUGCAAGACGACAGAUUCUAUCCAUACAUACCAAGGACUGGAACCCUAAACUACUACCUCAGUUUAUUAAUAGUGUGGCUGAUCUCUGUGUUGGUUACUGUGGAGCUGACCUGAAGGCGCUGUGUACAGAGGCAGCACUACUGGCCCUGAGGAGACGGUACCCCCAGAUCUACCAGUCUUCCGAGAAGCUCCAGAUAGACGUGGCCAGUAUCAGUAUCAACGCCCAGGACUUCCAACUCGCCAUGCAUUCCAUCAUCCCAGCCUCUCAGCGGUGUGUGGCAUCCCCAGGAAAAGCCCUGGGCUGCCACAUCAGACCAUUGCUACAAAACCUGCUGUCCAUUGCAUUAGAUGCCUUAAAUAAAGUAUUUCCUGUUGGCAGUGCUCAAGCAACAUCUCAGGACUCUAAAAAUCAGGGAUUAGGUGAUGAGUGGAGUGAAGAGGAGGACCAAGAAGCCUUGACUAUAUAUGAAGGCAAGAGAAGAAACCGCAUCAGUGGUGAAGAGAUGAUGUCCAGUCUUAUUAGACACUCGAGCAAAAAACCCUGUUUGUACAGACCUCGUUUGAUUCUGGAGGGAGGAGCAGGCAGAGGACAGACCACUCACCUGGGGCCGGCACUGCUACAUCACCUGGAACACCUGUCUGUCCACCUGCUGGAUCUGUCCACCAUGUUCUGUGUGGCCACAAGGACCCCUGAAGAGGCUUGUGCUCAUAUAUUCCGCGAAGCGAUGAGAACUUCCCCUAGUAUUGUGUACAUGCCACGAAUUAACCAGUGGUGGGAUGUCUUGUCUGAAUCCAUGAAAACAACCUUACUGACUACAAUCCAAAACCUUGACCCCGCCUCUCCUAUCUUACUCCUGGCGACCAGUGAAGAGCCCCUCACACAGAUAGAUGCCAUGGUUCAGAGUGUGUUUGGACAGCAUGCAGGGGAGGUAAUUCACAUAAGUAAUCCCACAAAGGAAGAAAGGAGAGAAUACUUUCAGGAUCUAUUGCUGAAUCAGACAGUAAAAGUCAAGAUUGUGAAGAAGAACCGAGUUCGUGAUUUAGAGGUUUUGCCUAAAGCACCUCCCCCUCCCCCUAGAACACUGACAGACAAAGAGUUGAAGACUCUGAAGGACAAGGAGGAGAGUACCCUCAGGGAGCUCCGGAUCUUCCUCCGGGAAGUGGUCAACAAAGUGGUCAAGGACAGGAAGUUCUACAUAUUUGCUCGCCCUGUGGAUGUAGAGGAGGUGCCUGACUACUAUGAUGUGAUCUCCAAGCCCAUGGAUCUGUCCACUAUGAUGUCUAAGAUAGACAUGCAUCAGUACCAGACAGGCAAAGAGUUCCUGGAGGACGUGGACCUGAUCUGUAGUAAUGCCCUCGAGUACAACCCAAACAAGGACACAACCAGUCGGGCCAUUCGUCACAGAGCCUGUGCAUUAAGAGAUACGUUCCAUGCCAUAAUAGACACAGAACUGGAUCCAGAGUUUGAGAAACAAUGUGAAGAGAUUGCCAAAUCAAGGAAGAACAGAGGUGAAACCCAGAACGGCAAUGUUCCAGCGUUUUACAUCACUAAAUCCAUGAUGACCAAUCAGGAGAGAUUCAGCCGUCGUGUCAGAGGGCUAGAUAUAGAGCCCCAUCCGGAGCUUGAAAACGUUGAGAAACAGUGGAGUGAGAGAAGACGAUCACCUGUCAAAAACAAGGAGGAGGAGGGAACAGAAGGCCAAGGGGGCAGUAUGGGAACCUCUAAUGAGGAAGCUCUAGAGAUCAAGAACACAACCUCCCCAAGGGUGACAACCCGGGCUCUGUUUACCAAGAAGUCAUUCACUGUGUCCUCUAAAAAACCAAAGAAGAAGGAAGUGUGGAGUUAUACAAAGAGAAAAAGGUUUAGAAAAUUUGGACGAUACUCCCUUCCCUCUGUCAAAUCACAGCUGAACAAAAGAUUUUUAGUGAGGAAAAGUGCAGAGAAAGACUCUGAAUCGUCCCAAUCGAAGCCACUGCAAGUGGAUGUUGCAGAACCAGAGGAAAAUAAGAGUAGUUCUAAAUCGCCCCCUAUUCUUGCUCAAAUGUCUCCUAGUCGCCCUGUAAAAGUUCUCUCUCCUCGAAGACUGAGUGAUGUAUCAGACAAAAAGAAUACCAGUGAGAAAGUCUCAGACUUGCCAAUCAAAACGGCCAACCAACAAACCACUGCUAUGGAAGUAGACAGUGGAAUAAGUAGCUCAGUUGAUAGCAAUGGAGACUCUUUGGACAGUGUUGAGCAAGCUAAACAGCUGGAAAAGCAGAAAGUACAUGUAUUAGCAAUGGAAGAGGAGGAAGAAAAUUCAACUGUGAAAGAGCCUCCAGUGCUGGUCCCUGAAUCAGAACCAGUGACGGGGGUGGUGGUCAGUAGGGAGGGGCUGGAACAGCUGUUAGAGAGGGUGGUGACCCAUACAGAGGGCCUCAAUGUGGAGAGGCUACAGAAACUGUACAGUGUGUUCAGUCAGUGCAUUGUACGACACAGGAACAGUUACAGUAAAGUGGACCUCAUACAGGAGCUGCAAACUAUAACAGAAAAAAGUUGUACAGUCCUGACAAGGAGCAGAUCUGAUGAAACGGUGCAUCCUUGAAUGAACAUACAUACAAUGAAAUGAUAUUUAAAGGUCUGAAAUAUGGUAUUUAUUUUAAGCACCAUUCUAGGAAUGAGUGCUAUUUGUAUGUUUUGUGCUAUCCUGGGCCAGUCUUCUGUUGAGCAAAUGAAAUUGUUUGUGUACGAAGAACUACCGGUAUGUCUGUUAAUCCAAGCAGCUACUUCACAAUGUACAACAUACAAUGCGUGUGUCAUUGUUAAUUCAGAUUACUUACCGCCCGGUACAUUAAAUAUAAAACAGUAACACUUUAAAGAAAGAAGUUUGACAAUAACAAUAGUAUUUGGUCUGCAAUGGCUUAAAUGUACAUGUACAAUAUUUUAAAUAAUUUGAUUAGAAUAUGUUCUAUCAUGCAUGAAAUAUUUUUAAAAAAAGCAGAUUUGAUUUGUUGAAAGUUUUGUAUGGUGUAACUGUUAAAUUGCUUGUUCUACUUUUGUUUGGAUAUGAGCAUGUUCAUGUAAAUGUAUAUAUUUUUGUACUGUAUAUACUAUAUUAUUUAAUGUAUUUAUUAUUGAUUUUAACAUGAUACUGACACUUACAUGUGUAUUGCUGAAUUAUACAAAUAUUCAGAUGCAAAGUCCACUGUUCAGUUCAGAGUCAUUUCCAAUUGAUUUUACUGUGAUCAGUUAUACACAUUUUUUUCAUUUUUUUUUUCAUCAAUUUUACAUUUUACACUUUUGUCAAUUUAUCUGUGUUAAAAAACUGUUGUUUUGAAAUUGAAAGAUCAUGUUAUUUUACUCAAUAUUUCCGACAUGACUGUGUUAAGGAUGAUUUUGCAGUGGUAGGAUUUUGAUCAAAUGAAGAUCACAAAUUGCAAUGUUACAAUGCAACCCAAGUUUAGUUGACUGAUUUUGGUUAAUAGAGCAAGGUUAGACCUUAUUGUGUACUGUUGUACAUAUUUGUUUGGUGAGUUUGUAUAAAUCUUGUCUCUAUGUUACACGUUUUACCAGUACAUGUAUAAAUGUCUUGUUCUUUUCAGUCUAUUACUGUAGAUUCCUUAUUUUAUGUGAGUUAUUAAUUCCUUGAUUUAACCGUUUUGCAUCAAAUUGUGAGAAUAUAAAAUCCAGAACGCCUAAUUUAUAUCAUAGUUUCAUUUACUUUACAUCUGUAAAAAAGAAUGGUCACGUUUAAUUAGGAAUCUACUGUAAAGAUUUAUUGUCAGAGGUGUAAUUCUGCAUGAAAGAUCUCCAUUGUAAAAUCUGUACCCAAGUUUUUCUUGUGUGUAUUUAGAUUGUGAUUCAUUAGAAACCAUCAGUGGUGAGAUUGUACCAUCUUGUGGUCGCCUGAACUGUUAACUUCAUCAUCAGUAUAUCAGUACAUCACUGCAAUCAGGGACUUGCCAAUCAAAGCAAACACGCUGGUUCCGCACAAGGCCAUGCCACUGUGUGGUAAAGUCUCAGGAACUCUGCUCAACGGUCUUAUUUAAUAUUGUACUUACACCAAUAAAUUAUUAACUAUU